Physeter macrocephalus (sperm whale) is the source of this 1423-nucleotide messenger RNA. It is a transcript of the gene EHD2, whose product is annotated as EH domain containing 2. The coding region runs from base 32 to 712 and encodes 226 amino acids. The record is from RefSeq and is a predicted model, not a curated record. The transcript has 2 exons. Gene Ontology annotation, molecular function: protein binding; calcium ion binding. Gene Ontology annotation, cellular component: cytoplasm; plasma membrane. NCBI's taxonomy places the organism in Eukaryota, Metazoa, Chordata, Mammalia, Artiodactyla, Physeteridae. Gene Ontology annotation, biological process: endocytosis; endosomal transport.
CACCUACAUCAUCAGCUACCUGAAGAAAGAGAUGCCCUCCGUGUUUGGGAAGGAGAACAAGAAGAAACAGCUGAUCCUCAAGUUGCCCGUCAUCUUUGCCAAGAUUCAGCUGGAGCAUCACAUAUCUCCCGGCGACUUCCCGGACUGCCAGAAGAUGCAGGAGCUGCUGAUGGCUCACGACUUCACCAAGUUCCACUCGUUGAAGCCGAAGCUGCUGGAGGCGCUGGAUCAGAUGCUGACCCACAACAUCGCCAAGCUCAUGCCCCUACUCCGGCAGGAGGAGCUGGAAAGCACGGAUGUGGGCGUGCAGGGGGGCGCUUUCGAGGGCACCCACAUGGGCCCCUUCGUGGAGCGGGGGCCCGACGAGGCCCUGGAGGACGGCGAGGAGGGCUCGGAUGAUGAGACCGAGUGGGUGGUGACCAAGGACAAGUCCAAAUAUGAUGAGAUCUUCUACAACCUGGCGCCGUCCGAUGGCAAGCUGAGCGGCACCAAGGUCAAGACCUGGAUGGUGGGUACCAAGCUCCCCAACUCUGUGCUGGGCCGCAUCUGGAAGCUAAGCGAUGUUGACCGAGACGGCAUGCUGGACGACGAGGAGUUCGCCCUGGCCAGCCACCUCAUCGAGGCCAAGCUCGAGGGCCACGGGCUACCUAGCAACCUGCCUCGCCGCCUGGUGCCCCCUUCCAAGCGGCGCCACAAGGGCUCCGCCGAGUGAGCCAGCCGCUGCCUGCCGGCCCUUCCCCCCUCUUGCCCUGCUGUGGCUCCCCAGCUCCGAAUGGCUGCGCGCACCUCCCCACCCCGGCCACGUGCACCCUGCCUGCCCACUCUCGCAGCUGUAAGGCUGGGGGUCCCUCCUGCCCCCCACUGCCAGACAGUGGGGACCAGGGGAGGGGCGAGGCUUCUCUGCCCACCCUUCACACCUCCACCCUCACGGACACUUAGCACAUCAUUCCGACACUAAUACACACACACACACACACACACACACACACACACUCACACAGAAGCAUCCAUCCAUGCAUCAUUCAUUCAAAUAUUUGUUUGAGCACCUACUAUGUUCAGGGCUCCUUCUAGGCACUGGGGGUUACAGCAGAGAGCAAAACAGACGCAUCUAUAUGACCUCAUGGAGCUGCCAUUCUCAGGAGAGAUCACCUACAGAGUCACUCAGACAUACAGAGACACACACCCAGGCCUGACCCGUCUGAUCCCUGAGUCUGAGCAGGACCCCUCAUAAGCGAGCGGCCACUUGGUUGAAAUGACUAACAGAGGGGUCCCCUUGCCCUGCUUCCUCUUGCCCAGCCAGGUGGGGACCCUCCACCCCAUGGUGUCCUCAGGUCUUGGGACCACUGGGGGCUCAGGGGGGAGACACACCUCCUACUUCCUCGGCUGGACCCCCUCAGCCCCUCCCCCCAGUUCCUGCCACACC